Messenger RNA from Arctia plantaginis, 1803 nucleotides. NCBI's taxonomy places the organism in Eukaryota, Metazoa, Arthropoda, Insecta, Lepidoptera, Erebidae. The record is from the annotation of a GenBank genome assembly.
AUGAAAAUCAUUGGAUUAAGCAAUCUUAUACGGAAUGAGGAAACAGAAGAAUGCAAGUUACAAAAUUGUAAUCUUGUGGUAGACGCCCACAGCUUCUUUUAUAAUGCGUACGAAAAGAGUAAAAUAUCUUACGUUUUUGGUUGUGAUGCUAAAGAAUAUGCUAAAUACGUGAGAGUUAAAAUGUUGCUCAAAUUCAAAAGAGCAAACGUAAAAUGUUAUUUUAUAUUCAAAGGUGGCACUAGCGAUAUUGAUGAGAAAAUAAACAAAACUAAAAGUCGAAAAUUUGAUUUUGAGUCUAAUCAUAAAUUCAUACCUCCCAUAUUUAUGAGAGAAGUUUGUCAACAAAUGAUCGAAGAAGCAGGUUUUACCUACACAACGUCUAUUACUUCAAACACAGAUGACUGUGUUGCAUUGGCUGAGGCUUUAGAGUGUGCAAUUUUAUCCAACAAAUUUGAGUAUUGCUUUAAAAAGGUACCAUUCAUACCAACAAACACAUUAAGAUAUUCUCAUUACGAUAACUACAUCAUGGCCGGACAAUAUAAGCUUCAAAAUUUUCUUAAAAAACACUCUUUAACAGAAAGAAAAUUUGCCAUAUUUAUUACUCUAUCUGAUUUACAUGUUUAUGAAAAAAAACAUUUUGACGAUUUGUUAAAAACAUGGAAUGUUUCUGAUGAAAACUUGGACGAGCAAAAUAAAAAACUAUUAAAGUGGCUCUCGGAUCAUACCGAAGAAGAAGCUCUGAGUGGUGUCUCCGAGUUUCUCGGAAAUGACAAUAAAAAAUUUAAUGAUCAAAUGCAAAACCUUUUAGACAAAAUUCACCAGAGCGAGUGGACCAUCGCCGCGGAUUAUCUAUUUAAUGACUGCAGACUAGAUGUGUUGACACCUGAUCCUUGGUGGUUCGAAAAAGGGGUGGUGUCGCAAAGCAUAGCUAUACCUUACAUCGAUUUGUACAAUCAUAAAACAAUAUCUGGUUCCACUGCCAUAGAAAAGAAAGACUCUACAGACAGCAUCAUGGCUGCUAUAAAUAUUAUUGUAUAUGCAUAUAGUUUGCUCACGAAUUUCCAACAAAGUGAAAUUACUAUAUUUCAAGAUUCAGAUAAUAUCAUAAAAAUAAAUACUAAGGAAUUUAAUGUCAGAAAACCAGGUUUCAUUUGCAAGGAAUCGGUGUUUGAGAAGGGUUGGAAAGUUGUACGACACUUGAAUCUACUUGAGUAUUUUUUAAGAGAGAAUAAACUGAAUUUAAACUGUAAACACGAAAUGCCAUUGGAAUCUAGAGUAUUUCUAUUCAGCUUAGCAUAUUUUAGUCGCAAAAAGAUGGCCCAGAAAAUAGAUGUAACAAAGGAAGUUAAUUGCUUUAUUUUGUAUUAUUCAAUCUCGAAUAAGUUAAGGAUCUUUGAGCUUCACAAAUUAAACAUGCGUCCAGCACUGCAGGUCGAGGCUGAAAAUCUCAUAGAAUUAACAGAUAAAUAUUUCAAAUUAGAAGAAAAUGAAGAAGAAGAAAUAUUCGAUGGAGGGAAGUUGAAAACUUUCGUGGAAAUCCAGUAUUGCUUAUUGCACAUGAAUUACUUGAAUACUUUAUGUGGAGAAAAUCACUAUCCUACAUUGUACCACAGAUAUAUUAAUGGCCCUUUUGUGUACAAAUUGUUGAAAGCUAUGGAAAACCAUAAUUUCUAUGACUUUCUUGAAUCACAUUUUCAAUUGUGUCCAUCCGUUCUGAGUCAUGUACACUUGCUUCUAAAUUGUUACAAUAAAAUUUUGAACACCAGUACGCCAGUAGAAAAUUGGCGUAUUGUGAGACAUUAA